AUGCCUUCGACCAACGGCUCCGAAUAUCGCCAUAUGCGAAGUAACAGCCUCAACAUCCAGCAGCAGAAUGGACAUCCCAGUCCCAUCCUGAGCCCAAUGGCCUCCAACGCAUCCACCGCCUCCGCCGCCAGAUUCGAUGGCCCGCGCAGUCCACCGAAUACGUCCCACGUUCCCUGCAAAUUCUUCCGACAAGGAGCCUGUCAAGCCGGCAAUGCUUGCCCCUUCAGUCACGAUCUGGGCUCCGCCGCCGAGAACAUCUGCAAGUACUUUGCAAAGGUGCGUUAUUUCACUCCUCCGACCGGGCAGCAUCGCGACAACUACCUCAUCCUCAUGGGUCCCGCCCCUCCAUUCUGUCAGGUUGCUCUGCUCUGCCCCUCGGCUACACAGACCACCCAUCCCACCCUCGAGCCCGUGCCCCUCGCAUCCUGGCAACACCACCCGGCCUACCACAAAUCGCGCCUUGGAAACUGCAAGUUCGGUCCCAAAUGCGCCAACAUACAUGUUCUCCCCGACGGCCGACGAAUUAACUAUGGCAAGAACGGCGUUACAAUCGGCACCUCUCCGAUAGCCCUCGGCGGACGCAUCAAUCCGACCGCAGCCUCAAACUACCACCCAACUAGUGCUCUCACCUCGGGCCUAUACCGCGAAGGCGUCCCUCCCUAUACCUCGGCUUAUCCCUAUGGCGGCGACGAAAGACAACAAUCAUUGGGUCGCCAGUCCAGCCUCGACAACGGACUGCCUACGAUCGAUACUACCUACUCUCAUCCCGGCUCCAACUACGGCUCGCCUCGCGAUGACGACGCUUCUAGAUUCGGCCUCGGCCUGUCUCCCGUCAAUGGCAACGGACUGUCCGUCUUGGAUGCGCCACUUCCGGCAUCUUUUGACUCCCAAGGCAUGUCUAAUGCCGCACGAUUCCCCGCCGCGCCGUGGCCCUCGUCCGUUCCUUCAAAGUUUGGUAUCGAGUCCCCCUCGCCCUCUCUGAGCAACGCCAAAGACUCGCGAACAUCCGAAACCUUGAAGAUGCUCCACACCUCGGCAUUUGGUGGCAGCGAGUAUCUGGCAGCAGCCAACGUCACCGCUUCCAGCAGCCCUCCCGGCCAGCCCGAGGAAUACUUUGGCAAGCGAGCCAUGCAUUCGAGUCGAUACGCAAAGCCAAAAAUGCUCAGCUCGAGCAUGCCGAAGACAUCCGCCGUGGAUCACGAUUGGGAGGCCAAUUUUGGAUUCUUGGAGGAGGAUUGCGUGCCGUCCAAUUUGCAGGAUCUUUUGACGCCGACCGAGAAGGCCCGUCGCGGCUCCCUGCGCACUGUUGACGGUGAGCCGGGCAGCGAGAAUGGGACCAAGUUUGGCAGCCCUAUCGGCGGCGCGAGCCCGAGUAGGUGGGGCCCGCUAUUCCAGCGCCAGAAGGAAGAAGAGCUUGGCCACAAGCAUGGACCUUCGGUUUUUGGACAUGUUGGAAGCCCUCUCCGAAACUCAGUGCUCUCCAACGAAAUGGGCCACGGCGCUGCCAUGGCCCGACCAAUCGGCUCCCGGGCCGGCAGCGAGUCCAUGUCGGCGCUCACACAACAGCUUCAGCGCAACCGGCUGGGCGACGACGGAAGCGGUAGUCCCCAUUUGCAUCCUUUGGCGGCCACGGGCCGAGCCCCGAGCAACAACGGCGCUGGGCCCAUCGGCAAGGAACGGGACCGCACGAUGGAGCGUCAUGUCUCAAGCGGAUCCAUCAGCUCCUCUGUUACUGGACGAUACACCACACCCAUCGAUGAGGAGGAUCCGGCCUUCGUCUUCAAUAUGGAGGAAGAAGAAGAUCAGUCGUCGGCACGGGUCCGGAAGCGUGGCUCGGCCGGUUUUGGUAUCGGGGGUGGAUGGAGCUACGCCAACGCCCUGUCCAACAAAGGUGCCGCCACUGGAUCCGGCCUGGCCAAGGAGCAGCGAGAGCCCUCGGUCAGCGUUGAGACCGUUGGUGGACGCUGA
Messenger RNA from Colletotrichum orchidophilum, 1968 nucleotides. RefSeq lists its product as uncharacterized. Gene Ontology annotation, molecular function: ubiquitin protein ligase activity; metal ion binding. Lineage: Eukaryota; Fungi; Ascomycota; Sordariomycetes; Glomerellales; Glomerellaceae. The record is from RefSeq and is a predicted model, not a curated record. The transcript is spliced from 3 exons. Gene Ontology annotation, biological process: protein polyubiquitination. The coding region runs from base 1 to 1968 and encodes 655 amino acids.